This is a messenger RNA of Podarcis lilfordi (Lilford's wall lizard), 34010 nucleotides long. The record is from the annotation of a GenBank genome assembly. Lineage: Eukaryota; Metazoa; Chordata; Lepidosauria; Squamata; Lacertidae.
AAAUAGCCCCGCCGAAUGUGCCCCUCGCAGAGCCAACCGAAGCUGAGCAAAGGAGGCUGGAGAGAGAGAGAGAGAGAGGGGAGAGCGGGAAGUGGGCACAGGAGGCAGUGAUGGACGAGCCAAAGGGUAAGGAACCAAAAUAAGUCGCUCUGAAUUGGAACAGGGGGAAGAAAAGAAGAAGAAGAAAGAAACCAGGCAUCCCCCCCUCCUUUCCCUCCCCCACCCCCUACUCUCCCCCAAAGGAAGAAACUGAAAGGCGGCGGGGGGAGAGAAGGAUUUUUUUGCUGGCAGCUCUGCCGGGCUGUGAUGUCAGCCUCGACACACUCAGACAAAAAAGUUUGAGGAAUUCAUGAAUAUUCAUACGGAGGGUAUAGUCAUUCGGAUUUGCCAUUCAAGAGGGAGCUCGUGGAAGCGUCUUCCUUCCGAAUGUGUCUCCCAGCAAGCAGGGAGGGGGCGCAGGCUGCACAAGCUCCCUGGGGAACCCUCUCUUUUCGUGUGUGUGUGUGUGUGUGUGCGUGUGUGUGCGUGUGUUGCUUCCCGAGGUGAUGAGUUCACCGUUAAGGAGAUUUAGUUCAGUCCCUGAAACAUGCAGGUUUUCUGCAUUCCUUCCAGUCUGUAAAAGUGGCAUGGUUUUUUCCCCUGCUCCUAGUUUGCGCUGUGUGGGAAGCGAGAGAUGAGAGUGUGUGUGUGUGUGUGUGUGGUUGUUUUUGUAGCAGAGAGAGGGCGACCUUGCCUCGGGAGGUCAGGAACCAAUGAAAUGAACUCUGGUAAUUGGGACAUGUAAGGUGAUGACAUGGAGCAGGGUCUCCCACGCAGGGUUGUUGUCAUCCUUGAUUAGAAUGAAGGAGAUGGAGAAGAUUGUACUUGUAUGUAUGACCAUAACCUGGUAAGAGGGUGUGGGGAGGACACAGCGGUGCCUUGGGGUGUUUUUGCUCAAGCAAUUCAACUGUUCUUUCUUCAGCACACCGGCUACUUUGUGUUAUCUUUGGCACUCCAUAUUGCAUUAAUCAAAAUAAUGUGUGACACAGAUUCUGGGAGAGACGCUCCGAUGUGCUUUUAUGUGUCUAGGGUUGUCACUCUCGGUGUCAUCGCUGCAUCCAAGAGGGAAGGAUUGUAGCUUAGUGGUGAAACAUAUGCUUUGCAUGCGAAAGGUCUUGGGUUCUGUUCUUUGCCUUUUCUGGUUAUAGAGUCAGGGAGCAUAGGGCAGGGUCAUAGAAUUGUAAAGUUGGAAGGGAUCCCCCAACGAUAAUCUAGUCCAACCCCUUGCAAUGCAGGAAUCAUGGCUAAGGAAUCUUUGACAGAUGGCCGUCCAAACUCUGUUUAAAAAGCUCCAGUGAAGUGUCCACAAUCUUCCAGGGUGGCCUGUUCCACUAUCAAACAGCUUUUACAACCAGAAAGUUAUCCCUAAUAUUGAGUUGGAAUCUCCUUUCUCAUAAAUUGAAUCCAUUGGUUCAGGUCCUAUCCUCCUGAAAACAAGCUUGUUCCACCAUUCAGGUAUCUGAAGAUGGCUAUCAUAUCAUCUCUCGUUCUUCUCUUCUCCAGGCUAAACAUUGCCAACGACCUCAACUAUUUCUCAUACGGCUUGGUUUCCAGACCCUUUGUCAUGGGGAAAGCUUCUUUGCCUGGGACCCUGGAGACCUGUUGUCACUACUGGGCUAGAUCACCAAAUUCUGAUCUAGUGUACAGCAGUUUUCUACCUAUGUGCACAUGCGCAGCAGGGGUCACCAACGUGGUGCCCUCCAGGUGUUCACCACAUCUCCCAUCAUUCCUGACCAUUGGCCAGGCUGGCUGAGGCUGAUGGGAGAUGCAAUCCACAACCCCUGCUGCUGCAGUCACUUGAGAAGGGAAUGCAAAGCAGCUCAGGCUUUUCUGGCUUCACUGCUGUCAGAGCAAAGUGGCUUUUGUUUGUUUUGCAGAAAGUGCUGGUGGAAAGCAGUGGCUGCAUCAAGGGACAGGUUUGAGUUGUGGAGGAGCUGGAAAGCUGUGAAAGCAGAAAUUGGUCCGCCGGUAGUAACAAAUGUACACAGUGACACUCUUCAUAGGAAUAUAGAGCAGGCAUCGGCAAACUCGGCCCUCCAGAUGUUUUGGGACUACAACUCCCAUCAUCCCUAGCUAACAGGACCAGUGGUCAGGGGUGAUGGGAGCUGUAGUCCCAAAACAUCUGGAGGGCCGAGUUUGCCUAUGCCUUAAAUAGAGGGUAGCAUCAUUUACCAAAGCAAAUGGAAUGUGAGAGUUGUCUAUAAGUUGCAUUGUUGAUAGCAGUAAUCUCUUUUCCCUGACGGAAGGCUGAUUCUUGAGUCAUGACUGUAUUGGGGGUUUCUUCUGCUGGCAACUCAAGUUGGGCUGUUACAAAAUUGUCAGUUACCUUUCCCACACAUUAUAUGUUUUUCUUUGUUGCCCAAAAAGUUGUGCCAUUCGGCUUGCCUGCAGCAGACGCAAGAAAGCCUCUUCUCCUUUUUUGUGGUCUCCUGGCUCGUGGCCUUCCACUUCCCCUUGGGACAGGAAACGGAGGAGCCACGAGGGGAAGCUUUACUUCAUGCUGAUGGGGUUGCCCUCUUUAAACCCUCUCCGCCAUUAGUGCGGCAGAAAGGAAAUCCAAUUUGCCUGGAGUGACACUACCGCUGCUUCUCCCUCCCACUCCUUUCUCUCCCCAGCAAUCACCUUAGAUAAGAAAACGAGAAAGUCAAUCUCCUCUUCCCAAUAUGUUGCUCAACAGGUACUCGUAAUAGUCAGAAGUUGGUUUGAAGUACGUACAGUAUUCAGAAAAAGAGUGCUCAUGUAUUUGAGGAACAUACUUUGCUAACCUCUUCCUGUAGGUUCUGGGGAAGAGUCUUAACUUCUAUGAAAUCGCCCUUUGAGUGAUUACUUCUGUGUGAUGCGGUAACCAGAGGAUAACUGUUGUAUGACUGACAAAGUUUGAGAUGGGUGUGAGGUUCUGUUGAUGAAAUCACGUCAGCUUUAUCUGCCUGUUCCUGGAUCAACUGGCCCCCUGAUGGGGUGUGGGCCCCUUUGCAGAUGCCGGGCAAUGCCAACCCUUGACAGCAACCCUACUAGUUACGCCCAUUAUUCCUCCUCCAGAGGCCACUGCAUUUAGAGACUGAGGCUCUGAGCAGCUGGGAAAUGCAUGUAGGAAAGUAGUGUUGAUGUACUUAGUGCAAACCAUGGUUCCUUUUAAUGUAUGGUUCAAAUCUGAGAUUUAAAGCACAGGGCUUCCUCUAAACAAUCCCAGAAACUGUAGUUUGUUAAGGGUAUGUCAAGAUGCUGUCAGUGGCUCCCGGCUGAUUGCCCAAGAAAGUAUAAAGACAAGGAAAAGUUUAUUACAGUCCUUUUUUAUUUCAGUCUUUACAUAGAGAGGCUGUAGAACCCAGCCUCUUGGAUAAUGGUGUUGUCCUGCGUGAAUCUCCACCCCCCUGUCUCUCCUGCUUCCUCAUUCAUCACCAUCAUCACCACCUCCUCUACGUUUGCUGCUAAGUGCCCUCUGUCUUUGAGCUCUUCGCUCUCCUACUUUUAAGGUUUGCCAGGUUCUGGAAGAUGGAGGGUCUGGAAAGCUUUCUAAUGACAAUCUGUCAGCCAGGUGUUGCUCUGGCUCUCCCAUGAUUUCCCAACUUUUCUCCUCAUCCGCCUCAGAGCUGUGACUUCUCUGAAAGGGUCAGGAUAGGGAGGUGGUCUCCAUCAUUCCUCCUCUGCCCAGGGUGCUGGGAAUCGUAGCUCUGUGAGGAGUAAGCAAGAGUUCCUAGGAUUAUUUGGGGAAAGCCAUGACCCUUAAAGUUGAAUAAAUGUGCUUUCAAUGUAUGCUGUGACUGUGACCUUUCUUCACCAUAAUGGUCAUGCAAUACCAACUGUCCAGUGAAAGAUGCCCAAUCAGGUUUCUGACAAAUCGGUGAGGGUAAGACCCAGGACCUAAAGCAAGAUAAGUCUGAGCCCAGAAUCACAGAGCAGGAGGGGAUCUUGUCGGCUCCCUGGUUCAACUUGGUGGAUGCAAAAAGCGCAGCUCUAGAGCAUCACCAACAAAUACUUGGCUAGCCUCUGCCUGAAGAUUUCAGUGCAGUUAUUUGAAAUGAUGGUGGGCUUAAGGGAGGCUUCACCUCCUUGGUUGCUUAGAGCACAGAACAAGCAAACCUUAGAACCUCUUGUCUACAACAGGGAUCUAUCAGGUCACGUUAUCUGUUUUACCAUGCUGGUUUCUAGAGACUUCCUGAAAGUCUGGCUUGUAAAUCCCCUGUCUCUUUCCUUCGGUCAGCUCUUAACGAUGAUGAUGAACAGACAGGUAAAAGUCUUGUCAGAUAAAAUUUCCAGUACUACUAUGUUAAUAACAAGUCUCGUUACUGAGCUUUCAGACCCUGCAUUCAGGUCCCACUUGAGUUUGAACCCUGUCAGGUCUGGAGAUGGGGAAAAGGAAAACUCACCAUCAAUUGCAUGCAACUAUUCUUGGUCACCACUGCAGAGCAUCAGAGAAGGGCAGGAGAAGUAUCUGCCUCAACUGGUUGCUGCUUUCAGGAGGAAAGCAAAGAGGGCUAGAUCCUGUUGGAGUGGUGUCUUCAACAUAACUGUGCCUGCCAGAGUCAUACUGUGCCUGUAGGAGAUGCAAAUUGUGUGUUCCUGGGUGGUCUCCACAAGAUGCAUCUUUGUGGACAGUACUUACUCCAGACACCAAGCAGAGAGUGUCUCGUAGUAUGUGGUGAAGUCAAAACUGCCUUCUUUCUCCACAUGGAUAUGAAAGAAGCAUUUCUAGAGAGCAAGAAACUCCCCAUAGCACUGAACAGCAGAACUCAAAUAUGCUAAGUGUUUGGCAAACCAUUUCCCUAAUUGCUUGUGUCUGACUAGAUGUUACAUAGUCAUCAUACAAGUGUUUACUGCAUAGUCUGCUUCCCAGGUUAGACAACCCACAAAAUUGUUAUCUUGUUCUCAUCAAGUCCUUUGCAAGAACCCAAACAGAUUGGAGGUUGGAAGAGGCUGAUAAAGUCGUGAUGAUGCUUCUCUUAUAUAAAAAAAAUUCUUUUCCAUGUUGGAAUAAACAACAGAGGCUGUUAUUCAUGUUCAUUAUCCAAAUGACAGGGUGUCAAAUGUCUCGUUUUCAAGCAGAAGGCAGAGAGAGAUGAGAAAGAGAGGAGAGGCUGAGCUAAAUUCAAACGCUUUUUAAAAACCCUGUAUAUCCCUCCCCCCAGCUUUUCAGAAUGAUAAGCCCACAAAAUAUCAUGAGUGGAAGGAACACACCACCAUUUUCCAAAACCCCUUCAGCAGUAUGCAAAAAAAUAUAGAAUUCACAUUAUUUUCAAUUUCUGCAAUGUGAAGCGCAGCUGGAAAAAUUUAGCAUUCAUUUGUCUUUUAUGAGGAAGGAGCUGACAAGAACUUUGCCAUGCUUCUUAGCAUACUUCAGGAACAUUUCAUAACAACAUUGAAAUGUAAUGGAAAUGUUGGCCGGGUUCUUAAAAGAGCCGACGUUGUGUCCCAUUACAGUACAAAACAGUAUGGUAAAUAAACCCACAAAAGUUAUUAGCUUGCAAAGUUUUAUAGUGGCCCACUAUGAGUCCAGCAGCGUGCAUUUUCACAUCACAUAACGCAUUGCGUAACUAUGGUGUUCACUCCCACAAGAGGCAGGAAUGGCCACCAACUUGCUUAGCAUUAAAAGAGGAUUAGACAAAUUCAUGAGAGAUAAGGCAAUCAACAGCAAAACCUGAUGACUAUGUUCUUCCUCCAAUGUCAGAGACGGUCGGCUUCUGAAUAGUUCAGGAUCAUUCUGCCCCACCCUCUGCUAGUCCAUUGCAUGUUCCUUUCUCUGUAGGUAGAACAGAAACCAAGCAGGCUGGAGAAGGAAGGAUGGGGCAGUGUCUCCCUCCAUUUCUCUCUCUCACCUGCAUGGAAAUCCUGAACUCCUUUGACUGCCAGACAAGAUUUUAAAUACAAAGCUGUUAAAAAAUGCUUAGAAAUGGCUGGGUGCAAAGGGACCCUGUAACCUGAACUAUCUGAAAGUGAGCUGUUUGGAAAGCAUAUGUCCAGAGGCAGUGCGAGAAACUGCAGAGAAAGAGAUCUUUGUUGAUGCUCAGAUCUUUGAAGGUGUGCCUCCUCUUCCCCCAUUCCCUGGAGGAUAGGAUUCUGAUUCACUCUCUAGAGUCCGUUACAGCACACCACCGCCGGUCUAUAAACCUCAUCCAAGGAGCAUACGCAUCUUGCAUGACAUAGGGUUAUAUCACCCUGUCCUCAUGUCUAAAGAAUUUAGAACACACAUGUGGGGAUUUUGAUGAUGGGGCCUGUGAUGAAACGGCAUGCUGCACAAAACUCUGUGUAAACAGCCAGGGCUAACAACAAAGUAAGGAAAGGCAUAUUGCUAGCCCAUGUCUUCUCAGGAGGACUCAGGAUGCAAAUACUCAACAGGAGCCUCAGCUCCAUACAUGCGAUGGGUGACUACAGGGCCGUCUUUACCUGGGGGUGCAAGGGGUGCAGGGCACCCGGGAACCGAAUUCAGUGGGGCGCCAAAUGUAUACCUACUGUAUACAUCCCUGCCUCCCUCCUUUGUCGUUCUGUUACUCCGUAGCGUCAAAUAUUCCCAAGUCAGGAAACAGAAAGAAACUUUCGCCCCCCUAAAAAAAAGGUCAACAACUUUUGCUUCCCCCCUCCCCCAAAAAAGCUCAAGAAAAGUUAAUUUGGUGGUGGCUAAUCUAAAUUUGGGGGCGCUGGGCAGAUCUUCACACCCCGGUGGUACAUAUGCUAAAGACAGCCCAGGGUAACUAUAUUAUCUAAUACUGAAAGAGGACUUUGUGGCGCCAGAGACAGGGGACACAAAAUAGAAAGCAGUACUUACUCACCCCUUAGUGAGAAUCUAGGCACAGGAACUAUCUGUUGCAUCUGCUGACCAUUGCUGGUCAUUGUAAGUUCCUGCGGUUGAAUAUACACACCAGACAUUUAAUGUACUUGACUUCCUCCCAGAGAAACCUGGGAACUGUAGUUUACCCUCACUGAGCUACAAUAUCCCGCAUCCUUAACAAACCAAAGUUCCCAGGAUUCUUUGGGGAAAGUCAUGUGCCUUAAGUGUAUGGUGUGUAUGCAGCCGUGUGGCUCUUCAGGCAGUCCAGCAGCUCUCCUUGAGGGGCAGCAGCAAGGCCUGCAACACAGACAGCAGCAUCAAUGCCCAACCUGAAGCCAGCUGUUCCUCUGUGGCACAGUGGUUUAGAGCACCAUUGCUGUUUUUGCCCAGGGGGGUGUUCAAAUGAAUGUCCCACUUACAUGGAGGCCACAUCCAUGCCAUAUAUUUAAAGCUCUAUUGUACCACACUUUGGCUUUCACCAAAGAACCCUGGAAACUGCGGUUGUGAGUUGCUAAGAGACUCCAUCCCUGCCACAGAGCGGCAUUUCCUAGAGUUCCCUGGGAAGAAGGAGUGAUUGUUAAACCACUCUUGAGAACUGUAGAUCCAUAAACUGCAGUUAACAAACUGCAGUUCCCAGGAUCCUAUGCGGAGAAGCCAUGGCUGUUAAAGCAGUAUCAUAGAGUUUAUGUUGCCUCUUGUGGGUGUGGCCUCAGAGGGGGAGCAGGGCCAUGCCCCCCAGCUGUGUGUUUGGUGAGGAUGAGAAAGGGCGCUUCUUGGGCACUGACAAGUCUCUUGGCACACACAUAGGAACUAUGCUCAUACUUGUUCAACUCGUGUCCUUUGAGGGUCACGGCUGGUGUGUGGUGGAGCUAGCCUGUGCUGUUUAACUGAACCCCCUUUCCUGAAAAAUACUUCCUCUGGAAGGACCUGAAGUGUUGGAACAAUUGAGAACAAGUCGUUGCUGUUGCUGUUGCUGCUGCUUCUUCUUCUUCUUCUUCUUCUUCUUCUUCUUCUUCUUCUUCUUCCUCCUCCUCCUCCUCUUUGGUUUAUCACCUCCUUCCAGUUUUCUGGGCUUCAGAUUAGCUGCCAGUCUCACCAAGGUGAUUAUCAGAAGCAGGUUCCUCACAACUAACAAUUCUGAGAGCCUGGGAGUUGUACCUGCCAACAUUAGCAUGUGGUGUGCUUAACACAAUGAACCAUAUGCCCUAAGAAUAAUUGUGAGCAAAACCAAACAAGUCAAUGAUAUUGCAAAUAGAAUUGCUUUCAAACAUUAUCACAGACCAGAACAGUCUAUCCUCUGUGGGUAAAUAUACUAAAUAAUGCCCCUUAUGGGAGUAAUCCAUCUCUGAGCUCUUUGUUCUUGUCCUAAAAUGAACCUUUUAAAUGAAAACAAUACCGUGACUUUCCUGAGAACUAACAUUCAAAAACCGCCUGGGGGCUGAACAGAGAAAUAUCUUGGCCCUUUUUAACUGUCCACCACACGUUGUUAUUAUUUAUUAUUAUUAUUACAAAUGAUUUUGUACUGCUACGGAGUGGGCCUCAUCGUACAUGAAACGAUUAAAAUGCUUGCAGUGUUAACUCCUUGUUUUUGUUUAUAUUUAAAGUAACCUUUAGCUUAAUGCUACAAGAACUGCCAGUUUAAAUGUCUGCAUAACUCAGCUAUUGUUGCAAUAAUCCGGACAAGCUUUGUUCUUCUUACGGUGUCUAAUGACCACCUUUCAGUCUCCAGGAAGCUUCCGCUCUUCCUCUCCAGUGGCUGAGCUGAAACUAGGGGUAUUUUGCAAUGGUGUUUUGAAGUUUGUUAAAUUCUGAAACUCCACCUCUAAGCGGUGCUGUAAUUUGAAUUGUGAAGGAGUACUUGCAGAUUUUAGGAGUACUGAAGUUUGCGCUCAUAGCUAAAAACAUCUGUAUGCUUGGCACCCCUACAGGAAAAUACCAUAAGUUAUUAGAAUCAGUGCUACCUUGGACAUAGAAGCUAUCUAUGUAGACCCAUUCCUAUAGCCACAGACUUACAAGUGGUGCAGGAAGCCCCUUUUCUCAACCAAUAGCUUGUCCCUCCUCUGUCCCCUUCCAGCAGGAUUAUCAUAAAAAUCCUGCAAAGACUGCCCCUUCAUUUUUACAACACAUCCAUUCACACCAAGUUUUUAUUCUGAUGUCUUAUCAUUUAAAAUAUCGUAUACUGUAUUGCAGUCACACUGCAUUGUUCUCAGCCUCCCUAAGUGUGGGAAGAGUAGGAUACAAAUUAAUAAGUGAAAUAAGGCACCAUUGCAGAGCUGUAUUCUGCAUAUAUUCUAGUAUGCACACUUGGUGUUGCAGAAAUGGAAGCUGGUGCUCAGUGGUGCCACAGAGAUUGCCCCAUUUAAGAUUCGGAAAGAGCCUGCAGAGUGAGACAUGCUUGCUGACAGUUUGAUGGGUAGCUCUUAAUUUGAAAAAAGGGACACAGCGUGAGUAUUGUUAUUUGGGACAUUUAGAACCAAAUAUGAAAAAUGCACAGCAAACAAAAGCUAUGGAAGUUUAGCAUCUGGUGUCAUAUGUUAGGAACACUUUGGUCAGUAUUUAAAACUGCUUAUAUACCACAAACCAAUAAGGUGAUUUGGAUUUAAGUCAGUUUAGUCCUUUGUUCUUGACUGUAUUCGAGUCUUGGCACUCUAGUACAGUGCAUCUGCAACAGCCCAACUGGACUCCUUCAUCUGCCCCAGCUGCAACAAAACAUGUCUCUCCCGUAUCGGUCUUGACAUCCAGCAGCUUGACCUCACAAACAUAUACGCACCAAGGGGCAGUCCUCCAUUGUCUCCUGAGACAGAAGGAUGCCAACAAAGGAUUUUCCUUUGAGUCUAUGGUGGUAGCAGAAAAGACUACCACCACAGAAUCAAAAGAAAAUCCCCCAGACAAAUUAGUCCACAUUACCUCCUGCAAAAUAUAACACUGUGUAAAAUGAUGUAAAGAACAUAGUUUUAAUGCGGAAGUUCUGCCAUUUUCCCAAUGUGAUGCUACUAACACUGUCAUUUUAUCUGAAACAUAUUACACCAGUACCCGGCACUUUUCAAAUAAAUUGUGUUGGCCCCCAUCCCUCCAAACUUGAGCUGACCCUGAGAAUGACAAAUUAAGCAAAUUAACUGAUUUAAUCUCUUGCCUUCCUAUAAGAUCCAGCAGUUAUUGCUGGAAAUCAUCCUCUAAGGAGACAAUUGGAAGAGGAUGUAUGAAUGAGUGAGUGAGUGGAGACAAUGAACUCAGAUCACCCAUGCAGUGCAGACACGCUGAUUAUUUCCAGCCCUUUCUACUCCUGUCCCAACAGCUGUAGCUGAUUAUACUAAGUCCCAUUUCCUCACCAGACUUGAACACAGUUACAUAAAGCUGCUAUGUAGGCAGCAGCAACUUAAUCUCUUUGAUGCCCCUAAUAAGGUAAGUAUGCUUGGUCCAAAUGUGUGUACAGAAUUUCUGUUUUGGGCAAUCACAUUCCUGAGCUUUUAAGAAGAACUAGAGGUGCUUCUUGGAGAAAGGUCAAUGCGGGGGGGGGGACCCCUUUCUGCUCUCUUCACAGAAGAAGCAGUGUUUGCUUUUCACUUUUUUAACGUUUGCCAUCCUUUGAUCAAAGAUCAGUUUGUUAGGUGGCCUGCAUGAGGCCCAGGAAAAGGUGAGUUGGCUGUCCUAGAUAAAUGCAGAAACAACUUUUUGCACGUGUCAUCUCUGUUAUCUUGCUGUACCAAAGGGAGCACGCUACUGACUCUGAUGUUGCUGCCCCAUUCGCCUCCCUUCUGUAACCUCUGAUGCUGCCUUAUGGCACAUGGAAGAAGUGCAUCUGGUGCUUGCUCAUGUAGGAAUGAGAGCACGCUUUCCUCUGAACUUCAGCAUCAGGAAGGUGCUGUUUUAAGUGGUGUUGAUUAUCAUUAAGGAUCAGGCAGCAGUACUAAAAAACAGGGAACUUUAUUUAAACAAGCUUUCUUUAACUCCUAAACUGUCUCAGACCCUCGUCCUCUCUUUCUAUACUUUCUGGGCUGAAACACUUUCUGGUAGCUGCCCCUGUGCCUUCCCUCUGUGUCACCACGUUUCUCUCUCCCUGACUGCUGCCCUAACCCUCUUACUUAGUUCCACACACUUUGAUACAGGUGCAAUCCAACUUGGAAUGCUGUAUACAGCUCUGGUUGCCUCACCCUAAGAAGGAUGAUGGAGCCAGUGUGGUGUAGUGGUUAAGAGCGGUAGACUUGUAAUCUGGUGAACCGGGUUCGCGUCUCCGCUCCUCUACAUGCGGCUGCUGGGUGACCUUGGGCUAGUCACACUUCUUUGAAGUCUCUCAGCCCCACUCACCUCACAGAGUGUUUGUUGUGGGAGAGGAAGGGAAAGGAGAAUGUUAGCGGCUUUGAGACUCCUUCAGGUUGUGAUAAAGUGGGAUAUCAAAUCCAAACUCUUCUCUUCUUCAAUGGGAAGGAGUAAUGUUGCAGCUUUUGGGGCUUUUUUUGUUUAGAGCAGGGUUUCCCAAACUUGUGUCUCCAGCUGUGUUUGGACUACAAUUUCCAUCAUCCCUGACCCUGGAUCCUGCUAGAUAGGGAUGAUGGAAGUUGUGGUCCCAAAACAGCUGGAGACCCACAUUUGAGAAACCCUGCUCUAAACUAAACACCACUGGCAUGAAACCCUCAUAAUGUUGUCCAGAAGGGGGUCCAAGCCUUGGUCUGAGAGAGUCCCACCACCACCAUCAGUGUAAGGGGAGAGAAGUUUGUCAUCUUCUCCAUGUGCCCCGAACUGGUUUAGCCCCCUCCAAUCAGCAUGGCCAAUUGUCAGGGGUGAUGGGCGUUGUAGUCCAGCAACAUCUAGAGGGCACCACGUUGACUGCCUCUGCUGUAAAGCUUUUAAAGCAAUGUGUAGUUUGGUCCUCAGAAACUCAUAAUGUGUGCAGAACUUUGACUCCUGUGUGCCUUUUGGAAUCCUGGCUUAAGAUUUCCAACUUCCCUCCUUUGUAGUGCUACCCUGGCAACUUUCCAUUUUCUCGACCUUGUCCUAUUGACAAGGCCCCCUUCACUUGGAAGAUAAGAAAUGAGUAAGAACUGGGCAAAACAAAACAAAGCAUCAUGUUUCCAAAAAAUACAACUGUGCGCCUUCCUACCCCCACCACCUUGUUGUGAACAACGAUGGAAUUUACUGCAGAGGGAAAUGGAUGGAUUUAGGGGGGAAAUGUCCAGAAGAGUUUGUGAAGGACAGAAAGAUCAACUAACAAUAGUUUCCAGCAUAAUAUUUUGAACAAAUGUUCCCCACCCCAUGUGGAAAGUGUUAAGUCGGGACUCUCGUUCCUUGGGACUCUCGUUCCUAUGGUAACUUUUGGUAUGUUUCCACAGAUACCACAUGUGCGACAUCUGUGGAGAGGGGAAUCAGAAUGACAUCCGUGUGGGUGGGAGAGUUAUUAGCACAGGGAUGUGGAACCUGGUGUCCCCCAGAUGUUGUUUCAGCGGCGUAGCGUGGGUUGUCAGCACCCAGGGCAAGGCAAGUAAUUUGCGCCCCCUAACCCGGGGCAAGGCAAGUAAUUUACGCCCCCUAACCCCUAACCUGCCGCCGCUGCCAGCUUCUUCUUGCUGCUGCCUGGUCUGGUCUGGUGUGGUUCUCUCCCGCGCUCAGCGCUGCGCUGGGCGGCCGCUGCACUGUCCCUCCCCCAGAUAGUCCCUCGCUCUCUCUCCGCACCGCAUGCCUGGCACCCAUCCCCUCCACAGUGGGCGGCGACCCAGCAGCUCGGAUCGGAUUCGCACAGCCAGCACUGCAGUGAGAGACAGUGAGUGAGCCAGGUAGGGGCAGAGAGCUGCGAGUGCGAGCGCCCCCCCCAGAUGUUGCGCCCGGUGCGGCUGGCCCCCCCUGCACCCCCCACGCUACGCCACUGUGUUGUUUGACUACAGUCCCCAUCACUCCUGAUCAUUGACCAUGUAGGCUGGUGCCGAUGGGCCUUGGAGUCCCCUCCAUAUGGGGGGAUCACAGUUUCCCCACCCCUGCUUUAGGGAUAUACCGUAAUCCUAUGUACACUUUGCUGGGAGUAAGCCCCAUAACACAUAGUGAUCAGCAGCAAUAAGAAUACUCUUAUUAGCAACGAAGUCUGUUGCAUAUUUACUUGGCUUAAACCAAGGGUAACCACUGAGGUGCCCUCCAAAUGUUGCUGUUCCCAUCACCCUAGAUCAUGGACUAUGAUGGCUGAAUCUUGUGAGCGUUGUAGCCCAAAAUCUGGAGGCCACCACAUUGGCUAGCCUUAGCUUAAUCCUUCCCCAACCCAGUGCAUACCAGAUGUUUUGAACUGCAGUUCUUAUCAGCACCAGCUGGCCUCGCCCAGUGGUCAAGGAUGACAGGGAGUUGUAGUUCAGAACACCCAAAUAGCACACCAGGGUGGGGGAAGUCUGCCUUAAAGCAAAGCUGGGCAGACUUCUGGCUUCUCAGAUCCAGUUUGCUUUUUACUUGAACCCCACGAUUUACCAAAUGGAACCAAGUGCUAAUGACAUACAGAAAGAAUUAAAGAUCAGUAGGACCAGUGGUGGCUAGUGCCUAUUGAGACUGGUAGGGCAGAAGGCAGGAAGUCAACAGUAGGUAGAGUCAGAGCCAAUGGCAGGUGCAAUCGCAGCCAAGGACAGUCAGAGCCCACUGAUUCUAGUUUUGCUGUAGAUGAGUUCUACAACAGUGAGAAUGAGGAGUAGGAAGCCAAGAGGCAGUGUUGCUUCCUGGGGAGUUUAUAAGAGGGCAGGCAGGUGGGGACUGGCUGGUGGUAGGAUGGGGUUUCACUGCUCCAUUUGCCCUAUUGAACUGCCAUAGAUCUUCAUCCACUUUCUGCCUACCACUGUCUUAAAGCACUUAGCUCUGUUUCUUAUUGGAACUGAAAUACUGCACUGGCCAUUAUUAUUUUGGGGUUGGAAAGCCAGUUCUAGAAAUGUGAUGAGCGCCGGCACUGCCUUUGUUCCCUCCUUCUCAAAACUGGAAGUCUGCCCACAUGAAUUAGCCUGAAAUCCUGGCUGAGACUGGAAUCUUACCUUAUCAGUGUAGUGUAGUGAAGUCACAUAAUAAGUUGUUUUUUUAAAAAAAAACAACCAACAGCAACCUUCCCAAACCUCCCUUACUCCCUUUGUGUGACCUUCCUAACGUAAUCAGAGCAGGAAGUUACUGGCGGCAGCAGAUCUUUGAAACGCCUCAUUCCUUAAUUUGUGGGGCAGUUUGUUUGAAUGUUAGGGAUACUCAAAGAAGAAGGAACAGCCCACUGAAAAAACUAUUAUAAUUCUGUGUCUUAUUUCACUGUGGUGUGGAAACUUUCACAGAAUAUGGACUUGCAAUAAAAUAGUGAAAGUAUCCUACUAUGUAACCAAGAUUGCAGGAGACACAGAUUUAUGGCCUAGCCACAAUGUGAGUUUCCAAAAAAGAGGCACUGUUUGAAAUGAAAUUAAUCAGAACAAAUGGUGUUACGGCCAGGAAAGUUUGUAUAUUCUCGAGCUGAAAUAUUAAUAAUGGUAAAUACAGAAUCAAUCGGCAGUGAGCUUUUAUUUUCAGAAUGAGACUAGUUUCCCAAGAAGAACUUUUCAGGGAGAAAAAAUAGGCAAUAGAUUUAGAUUAUGUAGCAAAACCAAGUACUCAUUCUCCAUUGAUUCAAGAGCAAAAUGUUGGGCGUAUGCUGUCUGUGUCUCUCAACAAUCUUACAUAACUGGGUGUAGACUAGGAAGAAAUCCCAUCUUGUCCAAAUCUCCUUGAAAGAAAGGUGGGAUAUAAAUCUGACAAAUAAGCCAUUUGUCAACAUGACUUCUCCAAGCUCUAGGACUUCUGGUCUCUUUUCAAAACACCAUCACUGCACCUGCUACUUGUGGACAACAAAUGGGUCUCUGUGUAAGAGCUCAUUCACAAAAAAGGAAAAUCCAUUUCAUUUGGCAACCUUUCCUCAAUAUCUUCUCUCCCCCCCCCCCCCCCGCACACUUGAGCUGCUGUGAUGUGGGGCUUCCUUCCACACUUGUAUAAGGACUUUCAUCUGGUGCCCUACAAUAGGCUCUUGUCCUUGGUUCCCCAACCCCUACCACUUCUUGUUUAAAAAUACUUCAGAACUUUUUGUUCAUGAUUGUUUGGAAUGGAAAUAUGAGCAAUAUGGAGCACAGAGCAGGAUAUUCAUGCUGAACAACAUCCACUGACCUCCUAAGUUUCUAGGAAGUCCCACUAUGGAAGCUGACCUCUUGGAGAUCAAUCUAGGCUUUAAAGAGCAAAGUCCAUGGAGAAGAAAGGCAGACUGGGGUGCGGCUGGUUUCAUUUCAGCCUGAGGGUUUGGAGCUUGACUUGGGGCUGCUGGGCUGGGUUCUUCCCGUUACAAGCCAUUAAAGCUCAAAUUCUUAAACUGGAAAUCUGUUUUUUGAUGGACAGGCUGCCUGAGAGAUUGCCUGGACUAUACCACGCACAUGGAAAAUUGAUCAUCUGAAUAAUUUGUCAUGAUGAGGACAAAUCAUGUUUUUGCUUGCUGUUUCUUGAGCCACAUUAGGAAGGUUUGUGGUAGUAGGCAAAAACACUCCUUGGACUCCUUCUUUAAAAAACAAGUAGCCUUUUGCAUUUAUUUUUUUCCAUUGGCACACCUGUGCAGGAAAAAAAAAGGUGAAAUGGACAAGUGCAUUGAAAGGCAUUGUGUCUCAAUAGCCAUAAUUUACCAUGGUUGCCAAGUGACCAUUUUAUUGCAGUGCAGUGCAGUGUAUUCAUAGGAGUUGUGCUAUUCACUUCAAACACAUUAUCACAGAGGCUAUCCGGAGUUUUUCACCAUUUGUUAGGCAACUUGUUUUUAAAAAGGAGAAAAGUGGAGUUAGGAACCAGAGAAGAGCAGGUAGCAGUACUCUAGGCAAGUGGAAACCAUGGUGUGUACUAGAGCUUUUGCCAAGGGACCAGAGAGGAAGGAUAUUGUGUGUAUAUUCAACACAAUUGCACAUAAAAUGUGUACAGGAGAAAUUCACACACCAAAAAAGCUGAUGAAUUGUCAUGACUUUUUAGAAAAUUGCGAACGGAUGUGGAAAUGUGGAAAACUGAACUUAAGACUGGAAAAAUGAAAAACUGAGAGAAAUCAUAAAUGACAUUUGCUGGACUAGUUGGGUCUUUGGUGUGUUCCAGUAAGAUUCUUCUUACACCAAGAAGAGAUUCUUGGGGGAUCCUAACAUUCAGAAGGGAAGUAAGGGAAGAACUUCCAUUUAUGGAAACAUUAUUUUAUGUACACAUAAUUCCUUUUCCUCUUCCAGGUUCUUACCUAGGACUAUUUGCUCAGGCUUUCCAUGCCCAAGAGAGACAAGUGACAGUGCAGAACUGCUGGCUCUGAACCCUUGCUUCAAAACAUAAAAACAUGGAAAAUGAAUUAACUUGAGAGUGAGAUAAAUGAUUGUUGGAUUGUGUAGCCUCUGCAAGAGUGUAUAGAACUGCAUAGGCGGCUUUGCCCUUAGACAUUGCUAGAUCCAAUAGGUUUCCAGACCGCUCUGGCGGCAUUUUGGAGGAGUUGGCAACUCUCCUCUUGGAAUACCCAAAUGACUCAGGUGGUUGACAUGGUUGCCCCUGAAAGCUCUCUCCUAUUGGUUCAGGGCAGCUCCCUGGUUCUCCAGGAAUCUGCUAGAAAUAAAACUGUUGUAACAAUGACUACAGGGCUGAUGGCAAAACACCCAAAACAAAACUGACCAAACACUACUUGAGAGUCCAUUUGAAAGCCUGUUCCAUGAUCGCAUAGGCAGCAAUUAAAUCUUAGCUUUUCCACCAGCUUUGCAUCUGUACAAUGCUAUCCAGCACAGCUAUUUCUGAUUGUCAAAAGGGCCUCCUCAGCUUUUUGCUGUCAAGAACCAUACAAACACACAGUAGCCCACAACAAGCCUUAAUUGCACUACAGACAAAGUUGCUCACCUCCUCUCAAAGCUUUGUACUGGCGAUCCCCUUGGCCUCUGCAAGAGUGGAUCUACACACAGGGGAAAAACACGGUAUAAAUAAGUCAGAAAUUACAAUUUCCCCCCGUGUAUAAUACGCCCCCGUGUAUAAGAUGACCCCUAUUUUGGGGGACUCUAAAUUAAGGAAAUGGAGAGAGAUUGGCCAGAGUUCUUAAGCUUUUUUUGGGGGGUGCUGACAAUCGCUCACCUGCCUGACCACCCGUGCCAUUCGCACAACUCGAUGAAGCCACCGAUCUGCCCAUUAGCUGCCAACAGCCACCAAUCGCAUGCACACUUGCUGCAGCAGCAGGCAUUGCUGCAGCAAACAAUCACCCACCCAAACACUGCUUAAAAUCUCCUGCUCACGGCUAACACCAAUAACACGUCCCCCUAUGCACUAUCCGUGUAUAGGAUGACCCCCAAUUUUUAACAGUUCUUUAUAAUAAAUAAACCUUGUCUUAUUCACAGGGAAAUACGGGAAAUCGUUAUAAGAAAAUAAACACUAUGCAAAAAUCUAUGCCAUACAUAGCCCAAGUAGAUCGCUGUGAAUAUGCUUUGCCUGUGGUUGCCCUUGAGUGCGAUUCAAGCCAAAGGACAUGUUAAGCUAUUCAUGCUGCUGCUGCUUUUAAGUGUGCUUAUGCUGGUCUCUUUUAUUUUGAAGCAAAAACAACCAAGGGUGAGGGGCAAACUGGGGCAGGGAUCAGUGUCCUGUGUUGGUUCCUGCUGAAAAUUGCCCUUCCCCAGUUGCUAUUGGCUCUGCGCAAAGCGCUGUUUACUUUAUGCUCUGUAAAUUUGUCCUUUUAAAAAAAUAUGCUACCACCACAUCUUGCAUCAGUGAAUUCCACUGCUAAAAGGUUUCUAUAUCAAAGCAGUAGACACAGAAGUAUCGGUGGGAUUUUGCAGGCUUCAGAGUUGACAAGGGUUCUGCCACCUCCAUUGUCAAAGUCAGUUGUGCUCCGUUAUCUUUUUCCAUGUGACAUGCCAGCCGCAAGACAUAUGUCAAAUGCAUCUGGCUGUCAACACCAUCUAAGAAACACUGAGGCUAACCAUUUCAUUUUCCUGAAUGGGCUACUCAUAACGGAACCAGGGGGAUGGAGAAUGUCAUUGAUUAAGCCCAUGUUAUGAAAAUUGGGAGAUUCCUGACAGUGGUGAAGUUACGUAAAUAAAUGAUCUUUCUAGGAGGGGGUUCUUAAGAUGGUAUUUGGGUAUUACUAUCCUUUCCUCAAAAUGUGGGAAGCCUGUUGCAUCUGGGGGCCCUUUUGCUGAUUCUGCUGUGUGAGGUCUGGGGCCUCUGCCCCAAAGUCCUGCCCUGAUGUUAUCGCUGCUGCCAGAGUUGCUGCCUGUUGCCAUUGCUCCAGCUUUGUGUCUGCAGGACUUGGGGAGAUGCAGCUGGGAGCUGCUGUCUGCACUGUUGGAGUAAGGACCGAGUCUGUGGGACCGUCUCCAGAUGGAAGGAAUGCGCUUGGUGCUGAUGUGGUGAAUGGGGGAUUGUCAGGCCGAGCUGGCUGGGUCACAGGGAAUUCCUGUCUGUAACCUUCCCCGACGACAUUUUGCCAGAAAUAAACCCUCAAUUUGCUGCCAACACAAACAGAAAAGCUGGGAUUCCACGCUGAGCACAAAGCCCCUGUGUGCUCACUUCCGGGCGGUGUGAUCCUCUGUGGGAAAGGGGACUGGGAUGUGGUGUGUCUGUGUGUGGGGUCGUAUCUUAGCUGUUCCUUCACUAUAGAAACGGGUGCAGCCUCACAGCUUGGAAUUGCAGCCUGCCAGUCAUAUUCUGCUUACGCACAAUACAUUUCAAGCUCAAAACUUCCCUCAAAGCACCCUAGGAACUUUAGUAAAUUACAGCACCCAAGGAACCUUUGCUGGAAGCUGUGUGCUGUAAAUGUAUGGAAUGCACGAGGCAGGAAGGAUGAGCAAGGGUGCUCUGUUUAACACCAACCUCAGCUUUUUGUCACCUGUACUUGGUCUCCAAAUGUUCAAAACCCUUCAGUUUCUCAAGGUUUUCUGUCAGGAGAAGAAGCUGAUGUUUUAUUCAUUUUACUCCUGAGAAUUUCAGGCUACAAUCUGUUUCCCACCUGAAGGGAAGAGGAAAAUGAAGGUCAAUGGUUUCCGUGGAGCCCUGAGCACAAGCUUGUGCCUUAGCAUCAGAAACAGAGAAGGUGAUGCAUGAAUAAUAAUUUGUUGUUGUUUAGUCGUUUAGUCGUGUCCGACUCUUCGUGACCCCAUGGACCAGAGCACGCCAGGCACUCCUGUCUUCCACUGCCUCCCGCAGUUUGGUCAAACUCAUGCUGGUAGCUUCAAGAACAGUGUCCAACCAUCUCAUCCUCUGUCGUCCCCUUCUCCUUGUGCUCUCCAUCUUUCCCAGCAUCAGGGUCUUUUCCAGGGAGUCUUCUCUUUUCAUGAGGUGGCCAAAGUACUGGAGCCUCAGCUUCACGAUCUGUCCUUCCAGUGAGCACUCAGGGCUGAUUUCCUUCAUAAUGGAUAGGUUUGAUUUUCUUGUAGUCCAUGGGACUCUCAAGAGUCUCCUCCAGCACCAUAAUUGUACCCUGCCCACCUGACUGGGUUUCCCCAGCCACUCUGGGUGGCUUCCAACAGAUAUAGGAACACAUAAGCUCUACUGUCAGGGGCAAUAUGCCUUUGAACAUCAGUUGCUGGUAAUCACAAGUUAAGAAAGCACUCAGGUCCUGCUUGCUGGCUUCCCAUAGGCACCUGACUGACCACUGUGAGAAUGGAGCGCUGGACUAGGUGGGUCUGAUCCUACAAGGAACAUCUUAUGCAGUGUUCUUAAGCUCUGCAUUGAGAGCAUAGCUCCAAGUACUUGCAUAUCACAAAGUGGGGUUCAGAAGAGAAUGUAAAUGAGAAAACAUGCAUGCAAAUGCUUUAUCUCAGGAACAAUGGCUUCAAUACAGUUUUUCAGCUGAAAAACUACUGGUGAAAUAAUACUGAUUAGAGAACACUCAAAACCCUGUGCCUUCUUUACAGAUUGGUAUAGCUUAAUUUUCUAUGCAGAUGGAAAGCAUGUAGGCAGGAGACCUUGUUUCCUUUUAUGGAAUGAUAGCUAGAGGUUCCCUGCUUGCUGCGUUUCUUUGUGAGAUAUCUGCACGUUCUUAUUUGGUGCGAUUGUAAUGAGAUCUCUCUGCUGAUACUGUUUGUAAAAGGAACAAAAUGAGCUGUAAGUCUGCCUUCGGUUCUGUUAAUGUUACUGUUUGUUAAAUGAAACUGAAUAUAUAUAUAUAUUUAAUAACCCUUGAGAGUGUGUUGAAAUGUGAUCUGAUUGUAAAAGGGAUUGUUGUGCUUCUGUUAUAUUUUCAUAUUCAUCCAGGUGCUUAUCUUCGAAUCAUCAGAGCAAACGUAAGCACUAACUUAAUUUGAACAAAAGCGGAAGGCUGCUCACCAAAUUACUUUCGCGGUGGACCUACCACUUUAUUUCUAAUGUUGUGUGUCCUGUAUGUUCCUGUAAUUUUUUAUACUACAAAUGUUCCAGGGAUUUAUUAUCCCACUUUUGUCAUGUUAUAGAGCAAGCCCCUCCAGACAGCAAUAAUAGUGUAGUACUGGGGAAGCAUAGCAGAAAAACUAAUAUAGCAGAACGGUGUGUGGAUGGGCCAGUAUAAACCCUCCACUAAUGCACUAUAAUUGCACCAGUGACGUGUUUCAGAAUACACACAGACACACACAAACCCCCCACAUAUUUGGAAGGGCCCUGACUCUCUGCUCAGUUAAUUUGGUGAAUCUCUGAUUCCAGCCAGACAGGGAGUGUUGAUGUGCAACUGCGGCACUUAAGCCACUUCCUCCUCCUCCUCCACCCCACAGGCCCAAUGCCCAGUUUCCUCCUAUUCUGUUGGACAGCCAAGGAGGUGGCUUUCCGCCACCCUGGGAUUUCCCUUUGCUCUGGAGUCCUCGCCUGAUUUAAUCAUUCCGUUUCCCAGCCUUUCGAGGCGUCGUUACCAUGCUAAUUGCCAUCCCCGGCCAGCACCACGCAGCUCCAAGGACAAGAAUAGAUUCCACCUCUGUUCUCAGUGGAGUGUGUGUGUCAAAGGGGUGGGUGGGAAGGAAGACACUGGGAAGCAUUGUACUCUCCUUCAAAGGGUUUAAAUUUAGUUGCCUUAUUUGUUGCUACAAAUCACCUCAGCCAGGGGCCUCAAAUGCUGCCUGCUUGGCAAAAUGCUGCACUGUGAACCAUGAUUCCCAAAAUGAGAGAUGCUUAGCUUGAGCUGACCUGGAAGUCCUGCCCUUUGUGUCGGACGUGUGGGGGUUAGUUAAUGGUUAUAAAGGCACCUCAGAGGUCCUCAAGUCCAACUCUCUUUCAGUGCAGGAAAGAGGCCCUCCAACUGUACCCAGAGGCUCUCUCUUCUUUUAUUACUUAACACAUGCUGAAUCUUGACUUUGUAAUAUUGCUGAGUCUAAGUUGUGGCUAAUAUAAAACCCAGGUACUCCAAACCAACAGAGGUGGCUCUGAUACCUUUAGGAUAAGAAAUGAGAACUUAUUUCAGUAUUCCCUCUCUCAGCCUGGUAACAUAUGCAUGUUAUUUUUGAUCUUUUUUCUCAAUGGACUUCUGCUUCUGUAUGAUAAUCUUGAAGCCUAUAUAUUGUAUUCAUUCAUUCAUUCAUUCCUUCAUUCCUUCAUUCCUUCAUUCCCCACCCAUCUGGCUGGGUUUCCCCAGCCACUCUGGGCAGCUUCCAACAAAGAUUAAAAAUACAUUAAAAUGUCACACAUUAAAAACUUCCCUGAACAGGGCUGCCUUCAGAUGUCUUCUGAAUGUCAGGUAGUUGUUUAUCUCUUUGACAUUUGAUGGGAGGGCGUUCCACAGGGCGGGUGCCACUACCGAGAAGGUCUUUUGCCUAGUUCCCUGUAGCUUUGCUUCUCACAAUGAGGGAACCACCAGAAGGCUCUCGCCAUUGCUUUGCAUAGUGAGGCAUUCCAGGUGCAGCACUAACCAGGAUUAGCUUGCAAUCCUAUAUCACAGCCUUCUUCAACCUGCUGCCCUCUAGAUGACCUCCAGUCCCAAAUAUUUGGAGGCCAGUUGGUUGCAGAAGGCUGUUAUAUACAUCUGCAGUCAGCUCCAUUGAACUCAAUGGAACUUUGUUCUGUGUAGACAGAUGUAGAUUUGCACUAUGAGUUUCCUUUGGAUGAAAGAGCACUGGGGAAAAUGGUGGCAUACAGUAGUUGCUUCAUUUACAAAAAUGCAUGCAUGGUAUAAGCAAGCAGGAGGCACUCCUAUGAGGUGGGAGCUCCUUCCAUGGUUAUUCAUCUUCAGGAAGGCAUCUCAUCGCUCUUCCUUUCUCUUUGCCUCCAUGUUCAAUAGAUUUGCUCCAAAUGAGCACUAAAGAGUAGUUUUCCCAGGGGAAGCAGCAGGAGAAGAGGAAGUGUGGAUAAGCCCACCGUAAUCAGACAGCAAACUCAUAACCAAAGCUUUUUAAAGCCAACUAACACCACCUUCCUCUUUUGUUGAUGGUUUCUAUUUUCAACUUUUAUUUCCUAUUUCCUCUUUGCUAGCUAGCAAAACAAUAUGCUUGGUAUCUAAGGUUGCAACAGCAUGCUCUAACAGCCAGUAUUUUGCAACUGGGUUAAAAUAAAUUAUACUUAUUAAAUAUACCACACACCAGUUGUUCUACUGCAGGGGUAGCCAUAUUGUGCCCUUCAGAUUUUAUGGACUACAGCAUACAUUGGUCACGCUGGCUGAGGAUUAUGGGAGUUGUAGUCCACAACGUGGAAGAGGUUGCAUUGUCUACUCCUGUUCUAUUGCAUUAAAGCUCUAACUCUGCCAUUGUGUACAAUAGGACAACUGCACUGACUUCAGACUUGCUGGCAGGAGAAGGAGGAAAGGAGAAUCAUUCUUCCCAUCUUUAGGCUUGUCCUUAAUGGAAGAUUCUAAUAAGUCUGAAGUAUACUUAUUAACAAAUAAAGCGUUAAGUUAAUAAAGCAUAACCAUUUAACUUAUUAUGGAUUUUCAAAAACCCAUGACUUGACAGUGCUGCAUUCACUGAAUGUGCUUCAGUCCCUGAAAGACAUUCUGGCAGAAUCUGCAUCCAUUUCAAAUUGUUGGCAGCAGUGUAAUCAGACUGGAGAGCCCAGAACUGAUUUGUUGUGGAAUUUUAGAACUCCAGGAAUAGCUUCUGCAGAAACACAGAGACCAAAAAUAAAAGCAGAGCCGGGGAGGCUUGUGCAGCUGGGCAGAGAUCUAGCAUCUGGACUAGCAGUGGGGUGAGUGGCAGCUGAUUCCUGGCCAGCUUUGCCGCGCUGUGUUCCAGCGUCAAAGAGGAGUGGGAUUGCUUCCUUUUCUGUAGCUGCAUCAGAUCAGGCAGUGACAAUCAGCCUUGUGGUAUAGCUGGCGAAAGGGUGGGAAAAGUGCAGGAAAUUGUGGCUAAAAUUAUCAAGGGGAUGGAACAAUUUCCUUAUAAAUAAAUAUUACAAUGUGCAGGGUUCUUCAGUUUAGAAGAAAAUGGUGAGCAAGGAGGACCACCAAAAGAGGUGUGGGAAAAGUGGGUAGAGAUAAGUUUUUCUCCAGCUCUCAAUAAUACUGAAACCCAAGGUCAUCCAGUGUAGCGGAAUGGUGGGGGAUUCAGGAAAGACAAAAGAAAAUGCUUCUUCAUAUAUCACCUAGUUAGGCUUCGAAAUCCUCUCUCGCAAGAUGUGGUGAUGGCCACUAAAUUAGACGUGCUGUAAAAGAGGAUUAGAUUCAUAGAUCCCCAGUUGCAGUGGGGACCAUGAAUGGGAAUGGACUGCGGUGCUCAUUCGCCACUUGCUUGCUGGCUUCCUGCAGGCAUCUGGUGCCACUGUAGGAAAGCAGGUUGCUGAACCUGAUGGGCCUUUGACUGUCCUGAUCCAAGAGAGGCGUUCUUAUGCUGUGUGGUUUGUAAUGCCGUCUUCACUUUGCUGCGAUUGCAGGUGCCAAGCUGUGCAAGCGUUUCCAUCCAAAAUAUGCUGCCAUGGGAUUUCUUUUAAUAGUGGCUAUAAUUGCUUUAAUCACUGUGGCUGUCACGCAGAACAGUUCUGCCACCAAGAACAGAAAGGUAAGUCACAGGAGAGCCUCCUGCGGAAGCACUGUGAACGGUUUAGGCCAGUGAUUCCCUGAAGGGCUAAUACGAAAAACAAAGCAUGUUGGAAAUAAUCUCUCCCUUUCUCUGCCAGUUUCCCGGUAGUGGCAACAUUUUGAGGGAGGGAGCAAGGAUGCACUAGGGUUCUCUUAUGCUAUCCAUUCUGCAGCUACAGGGCAAUCCCAGAAGGUGCAUCAUUGCCCACAAAGUAUGCUGCUUCACAAGUGUCCUGAUUUCCUAGGCAAAGAGGAGGGUGGGUUACCUGGAAGCAACUUUGAAUAAUAUAACCUGCAUUUGCAAGAAGGAUACCUGUUCCAUUCUUCUUAUGGGUGAUCUGCGAAAAGAUAUAUGUAUUUUUCAGAAUAGAAGAGUAAAGAGUGCCUUCAAAUUUAAGCAAAAACGAAACACUUUUGCUCCAGGUUUCAAAGGUUUAGGAAGCACUGGCUUGAGUUCUUGAGCUACAAGUUACCAUGACUCUUCGUGGUCCCUCCCUGCUGUGCUUUUAUGGUCUGGUUGAUUCAUCUUGUCUACCAAACGUCUUUGCUGCAGAAUUUAUCCUGCCCUGUUCCCAUGUCAAGUCAAAUACCUUCCUAUUGGUCACAAUACAAAAAACCAUUAGUGGUAAUGUUAGUAAUUCCUGCAAAGCCUGCUGAGGGUAAAAUUCGGUCCAGAGACAGGUGCGUCUUUAAAAACCUACCGUGGCUUCUCAUUUUAGGCCUGAGCAUCUUACAUUCAGUGCAGAUGGACUUAUGUCUGAAACCACAAUCAUGUGGGCAGAUCACUCAAGAAUUUAUAAAAGGUCCUAGUUUUGAGUAAAGGCCAUAUUUGCACAUCUGAAGGAUGCAAUGACUUGAAUCUAAUUUAUUUGCAAAUACAACAUUGAUUGCAAAAAGACAGGAAAUGAGAGGGAUAUGUUUGCUUAAAACACACACACACACCUGGCUUUUAUGGUAGCUAGGAGAAACAAAUUAUAAUUAAGUGCUUAAACAGAAAUGCGUCUCCAUCACAUCUUCCCAAUAUGCUGAGUUUUAUUGAGCAAAAAUUGUGGUUUUCUUUCUUCUGCAGUAUGGGAUUGUGCUGGAUGCUGGUUCUUCUCACACUAACUUGUAUGUAUAUGAAUGGCCGGCGGAGAAGGAGAAUGACACAGGAGUUGUGCAGCAGGUGCAUGUCUGUGAAGUAGAUGGUAAGAAAGUGGGAAAGUUGGGGCUAAUAGGAUGUUGAAAUGAUAGUAGAGUGAAGAGGGUAGAACACAGCAUGCUCAGGAAAACACCAGACUAAAACUAGCUGACAAAAGUUCUGUGUUUUCUCUCCCAGGUCCAGGAAUCUCAGGAUAUGCUGACCGUGUGGGAGAAGUUGGUAUCCCCCUAAGGCACUGCAUGGAUAAGGCAAAGGAAAUAGUACCAAAAGAGAAACACCCAGAGACGCCAGUUUACUUGGGGGCAACAGCUGGCAUGCGGCUGCUGAGGUACCAAAGAGGGAUACAAUCUGCGCUCUUUGAAAUAUCAUGUUCGCUAGGGGUGAGAUCGCAAAUUUCAGUUUUCAAAGGUUUCUUUGGAGUUGACAGGGAUACUCAAACUUGGCCCAGUUUGUCUUUUCUUCCUCUCACCCCUGGGAAGAUUCAGUUACAUACCGGCACCGCACAGUGUCUGCAUUUCACAAACAUGUCAUUGCUGCGUUCAGUCCCUUGUUGUUUGCUCAGUUUGGUCCAUAUACAGUGGUACCUCAGGUUACAAACACCUCGAGUUACAAACACUUCAGGUUACAGACUCCGCUAACCCAGAAGUAGUACCUUGGGUUAAUAACUUUACCUCAGGAUGAGAACAGAAAUCGCGUGGCGGUGGCAUGGCGACAGCGGGAGGCCCCAUUAGCUAAAGUGGUACUUCAGGUUAAGAACGGUUUCAGGUUAAGAACGGAUCUCCGGAACGAAUUAAGUUUGUAACCAGAGGUACCAUUGUAGAUGACAGUUCAAACCGGAACAUGUAUCUCUGCCUGGACACACUGAUGCAAAGUGCCUAAUUUGCUCUGUGUGCUUGGAUCCCCAGCUUAUAAAAGCAAGUGCAGGAAUCUCUCCAUUUCCUUCACUUACUAUUGUACAUUGUGAUGCCCAGAGGUGUUGCCAUAAGCUUUGGAUAAAUCAGGUUCUCCAUAAUGGCCAUCAUUCACUCACACAGCUAUUCUGUGCCCAAUCCACAGUGCUAACGCUGCAAUAGUUAUGAAGAUUAUGAAGGCGACUUGUGCAAAGCCUCCUGGUAUAUCAGGUGCUCUUUGUCAGGAAGCUAUGUGUGCAAUAGAAUGAAGGCUGCUUCUGAUUAUGAUUAGAUGUGAUUACAGGGGCUUCGACUGGAUGACUUUUGGGUCCCUUCCAACUCUACAAGUCUAUGAUUCUGUGAUACGUUUUUUUUCCUGCUCCUGUUUGUAAAAUCACAUGGAAGUAGUAUGGAAGGAGCCAGAAAAGGGCUGAAGGUGCCAGCCCUAGAGCAUUGUUAGAUAAGCCAGAUAUAAGCAAGAUCUGCACCUUGCAAACCUCUCAGGUCAUUCUUCAUAAUCUGCAUGUCAUAUCCAAGCAUCUGCUUUAUCCAUUGUCACAAACAUGCACAUCUUAUAUCAUUUCUUGGCCACCUCCCAACAUGCACUUUUAAAAAGCCAAAGAAGGAAAUGGAACUAUCAGACAUCUGGCCUCAAGUAGCAGGGAAUGCUGGCAGAUUAAUUUGUUUUAAAUUGAUGAACUGCUCUUUAUCCAAACAGCUUCCAGGGCAGUGCUGAAUGAUAAAAAUACAAUAUAAUAAGACAGCACAAUGUAACUCCCAUCCCUCUUUUGUACAUGCAGACUGGAGAACGAGAACACUGCUAAAAAGGUCCUCUCUGCAGUGGAGGAGACCCUGCGCUCAUACCCCUUCCGUUUCCAGGGUGCCAGGAUCCUCACUGGUGAGGAAGAAGGGGCCUAUGGCUGGAUCACCAUUAAUUACCUGCUGGGCAACUUCAAAGAGGUAAUGCGCCAUGCCAGAAAGGAAACACUGCUCCCUGAAGCUUGGCCAUGCUUACUUCCAUUUUAAUAGUGAUGACUCCUUACAGCAGGGACGGCAAAACCUGUGCAAAACCUCCUUACAGCAGGGAUGGCAAGGGCUGCAUGCACCCCACAACCUCAUUUCAUGGCGGUGGCAGAGGAGGGGGGAGGAUGGAAGUGGCAGAGAGAGAAGGAAAGGGAUAGCCCAUCCCUUUUGACUCUGGCACCUGCCCACCAAGCAGCACAUAUCCCUCAAAAGAUUGCCCCUAAAGGAUCAUGGCUCUUGUAAACAAAACAAAACAAAACAAAACAAAACAAAACAAAACAAAACAAAACAAAACAAAACACUCUAGUGCCAUCCAAACCACAAAAACAAUUGUUAAGUAUGGAAAUAUAAUUCAUUGCUGCAAAAACAACAAAGCAUCUUGUGCUGCUUUUUAAAGAUGCACAGAUUGACUGUGGCACAUGCUUUUGUUGACGAGAGGCCUGAAUAAAUGGGCUUCAAUCUUUAAGGUGCCACAAGACUCUUUGCUGAAAUACAUAUUGCUAGAAUGCUGAGUUAAGAAGUCUCCAACCUGCCCCCCCGCAAUUUAAACAAACUAUUGUUGGCCUUCCCAUACUGUAUCUCAUACUUGAAUGAUCCUUGGUUUCUCCCAACAUGUCUAUUCCUUACUAACCCACCUCUUGCCUGUGCUAGCACACCUCUAACCAUCUGAUUCCCCUGACUCCAUGCUUCCAUUUUCCUGGGUCGCAUCCUGCGCCGCAUUUCCCACAAGCUGGGUCUUCUGUCCCUUGACAAGCUCAUGCAGCUUCCUCCCAUCUGGUGUGCUCUUUUUGCAGUCUAUCUGGCCAAAAUUCCUGCCCCGCAUCUUCUUCAGAACUGGAACCAUAGGGGCGCUGGACCUUGGUGGAGCUUCCACACAGAUCACCUUUGUACCAGACCAGGAGACACUGGAGUCACCAGCAGAUACAGCAAACUUCUAUCUCUACGGCAAACAGUACACUGUGUAUACGCACAGCUUUCUGUGUUACGGGAAGGACCAAGCACUCCGGCUCAAGCUGCUCCAAGACGUUCUGGUAAGUUCGGGGUGACUCUUAAGCUGCACGCCCAGCUUCCAAGUCUGUUGUGUCCAGCUUUCAUCAAUCUGAAGAUUAUUCUGGUUGCAAUCGUACUAAACCAGAAGCAGUAGAGCAGGGUGGCGGCAAGCUCAAAGCUGUACAGGAACAUUAAGAAGAACAGCAGACUGACUCGCGCUGUCUACCAAAGCAGCCCUGUCCCACUGCACCUACGACUUCUUCACUUAACAACUUACAUUGGAGUGGGGAACCUUGUCCAGCUGCUGGGCCAGAUCCUACCUCCCCCAUACUCCUUGGGCCACUUUGGCAUCUUUCUGAAUUCAGGCGACAAGUUUAAAGGGCCUUGUUCUCAGCACCAAUCAGCUGAUUGCUGCAGACGCUCAGUCCCACUUUGCCUGUUUACCUGCAAAUGGACAUUCUUCCUCUGCAGGCUAGAAAAACUGUCUGCAGAGCUUCUCUACAAAGGACACAUGUACACCUCUAGGUGGAAUCCAAACAGCAUCUGCCAACUUUAAAGGGGUAUGCAGUCAGCUCCACUCAGUGCUGUUAGAGAGCCUCAGUUUCCAAGGGAUAAUCAGGAAUGCCAUGUAAGCUCCUGAUUGCUCCUUUGCAGCCACAAGUUCCAGACAUCACAAAUGUGGUGCAGAUGAGUGUGGUUUGGGGGAAAUAGCCUUGCAGGUCAAAUUAGGAUCCCUGCUGGCUGAAACUAGCUCCUAGUCCAGAGGUUCCCAAUGGCUGACCUACAUGCAUGUUUUUCAAUAUUUUUCCUGACAUAUUUCUUUCUGGCCAUCCAUUGGUGUUUUUGUUUUGUUAACUUGGUAAUAAAGUAAAAAAGCAAAAGCAAAUAUAGUAACAAUAUGGAUAUUACUUGCUGUGAGCCCAUUCCUGCCUAGAUCCAGGCUUUUCAUUGUCUUGUGUCAUAACUAGUUGCCGGUGUGUGUAACUACCCAUCCCACCCUUUUUCUUCUUUUCACUGCAGGAUUCAUCGAGUAGCAGAAUCAGAGACCCAUGUUUCCACCAAGGAUACGAGAGGACUCUUAAUAUUUCUAACCUGUGCAAAAGCCCCUGUACAGCUCCAAACAUCACCCUACCCUGCUCCUCACAGCUCCAAAUUGAGGGCGAUGGAGAUUAUGAAAAGUGCCUGACAAGCAUUGAGAAAAUCUUCAAUACUGUCCACUGUCCUUACUCCAGCUGCUCAUUUAAUGGUGUUUUCUUGCCUCCAGUAUCUGGGGAUUUUGGGGUGAGUACAUAUAAGCACCUGCCUCUCUCCACCAGGCAGAAACUGGUGGCUUUACCCUGGAGGAAGGACUUUUGGAGUGCAAUUUGCCUGUGGGCUUGUAUUUAAACAGUAGCCUGGUAGCCAUGAUGUGAGCAGGAAUUACAUGGAGGCAAAGGAAAGACGGAUUCUUUCCCUUUUCCCCUGACAUUUUGCUUGGUUUUUCUGCUAGGUGCACCAAUUUGUUAUCUUCCUCUGUCUGCCACUAGGUGGCAAAGUCCAGCUGAGCUACACUUACCAUACAAGAACAUGAAGGUUUCUUAAGAUUUCAUUAGCACCCAGUUAAAGCAACAGAUUGACUUAGCACAUGGGUAGGCAAACUAAGGCCCGGGGGCCGGAUCCGGCCCAAUCGCCUUCUAAAUCCAGCCCGCGGACGGUCCGGGAAUCAGCGUGGUUUUACAUGAGUAGAAUGUGUCCUUUUAUUUAAAAUGCACCUCUGGGUUAUUUGUGGGGCCUGCCUGGUGUUUUUCCAUGAGCAGAAUGUGUGCUUUUAUUUAGAAUGCAUCUCUGGGUUAUUUGUGGGGCAUAGGAAUUCAUUCAUUCCCCCCCCCCCCCAAUAUAGUCCAGCCCCUCACAAGGUCUGAGGGACAGUGGACCGGCCCCCUGCUGAAAAAGUUUGCUGGCGCCUGACUUCUUGGCAUAGAACAGCUACCUGAGCAGAAGGAGAGAAGGCUUGCUGGGCAUGAAGCAUGGGGAGUGUCCAUGGGGUCUACUGCUAUUGGAUGGGAUGGGAACUCACAGCGGGAAGUGGUAGAGCUUAGUGGUAGAGCUUUGCAUGCAGAAGGUUCCAGGUUCAAUCCCUGGCAUCUCCAGGUAAAAGGAGCCUGCACCCUAUGAUGUAAAAGGCAGAGCCACUGCCAGAGUAGACAAUAUUGAGCCAGAUGAGUCAAUAAUAUAAGGCGGCUUCCUGCCUACCCUCAGAAAAUACUGGGUCAUUUAUGUUGGAGACAGCAAAGAACUGUUGAUAAUAAUAGCUGAUUAGUUAGUGAGCUAGAGAUUACCUAUCUCUUCUGCUAAACAUAUCCAGAGUAAUGUACACAGCAUAAUCAUGAAACCAUACGCAUAAUCAUAAAAGUACAUGUACAAGCAAACAAGAAAGAGUGUUUAACGCACCGCCACAACCUAAAAUCAUCCAGGGUAGAAGAUAAAAUGGCAGCAAUAAGCCUAGAUGUUAGGCAUAAAAAGUCUUUCAAAAUAAAGAUGUCUUCAUUUUUGGUGAGAGAGAUGCACAGGAGGCAGCCCGAUUGACUUUGUUUGCUAGGCCAUGUGGUGUUCUGUCUCUAUGGAGAGCCAAGGGAGUUGUAGCCUUCUAACUUUUGCCCCGGAUUAGAUGAAGCGGGAGUUCAUUGUCUACAACCCAUAGCCAACUACAGUGGUACCUCAGGUUAUGAACUUAAUUCAUUCCAGAGGUCUGUUCUUAACCUGAAACCAUUCUUAACCUGAGGUACCACUUUAGCUAAUGAGGCCUCCUGCUGCUGCCACCGCACAAUUUCUGUUCUCAUCCUGAGGUAAAGUUCUUAACCCGAGGUACUACUUCCGGGUUAGCGGAGUCUGUAACCUGAGGUGUUUGUAACCUGAGGUGUUUGUAACCUGAGGUACCACUGUACCUGCAAAUCUCUCUCCCCAGACUAGUGAGGACUGAUGGAGGCAGAGCCCUGGGCUCCAUUUCAUUUGAAUUUUUUGCAAACAAGUUCAUGUCUUUUGUUCUUCAGGCGUUUUCUGCUUUCUACUACGUAAUGAACUUUCUAAAUGCGACAAAAAAGCCUAUGGACCAAGUAAUAGAAGAAGUAAAGAACUUCUGCUCCAAACCCUGGAAUCAGGUAUGUCAUUUCCCCAAACUGGGAGGAAUAUGAGUCUUGACUCUGAGGAGGUGUGGCUUCCAUCUGGCAUCAGUCAUGGUUGGUUUGGUGGUGUGGAGCCACGCACCCAACACCAGCAUUGCUGUAGCCUUCCUGGGCAGAUCUGCCCUUGCCACUGCCCCAGCCCUGCUUAGGCAAUUUGCAGCACUAGGAGAGUUGGGAGGGCAGCUCUUCCCCAGCACACCAGCUGCUACUGGCCUUAGUGAUGCUUGAUGCACCAAAUCCAAAAUCACAUUGGCUGUAGAAGAGAAGCCCCACAGCCUCACUUGUCCUAACACAAGAUCUGCUGGAUUUAAGAGCUGUAUUUGCCAGUAUAUAUACGUGUUCAUGGAAGACAAUCUUACUUGGCUACCAGUGAUCACCAAAGAAUAUACACAUACCAAGAGAGUGAUUGCAAUGUUUGUUAAUUUUUGAUGCUAUUAUUGUGAACCCCUUUAAGCUCAAUAUUUGUUGCUGGAAAAGCAGAAUACAGUGGUAUCUCUGGUUACGUACUUAAUUUGUUCCGGAGGUCCAUUCUUAACCUGAAACUGUUCUUAACCUGAAGCACCAUUUUUAGCUAAUGGGGCUUCCUGCUGCCGCCACGCCGCUGGAGCCCAAUUUCUGUUCUUAUCCUGAAGCAAAGUUCUUAACCCGAGGUAAUAUUUCUGGGUUAGCAGAGUCUGUACCUGAAGUGAAUGUAACCUGAAGCGUAUGUAACCCAAGGUACCACUGUACAAAGAUUAAAGCAAAAUCACAUCUAUCUUUUUAUCUAUCUUUCUGUUGACACAUGAAAGGGAACUUCAUGUAGAAACACACAGCUCAGUCAUGGUUGUUCCAGGGAUGGUUGUAUAAAUCUGAAAGAUGGAGCACUUUGCUUCCAGGAAAAGGAAGAUGCCUGGAAAUAAACUGUCUUCCUUUCUCUCUGUCCAGGUGAAGGCUGAAUUUCCUGCAGUAAAGGAGAAGUACCUGAGUGAAUACUGCUUCUCAGCGACUUACAUUUUCUCGCUGCUCAGCCAGAGAUACAACUUCACCAAGGAGAAAUGGCAGGGCAUCCACUUCCUGGGGAAGGUAUCUCGGCAUGCAGAGACAGGAGCUGGGGAAUGGCGGGGUGGUGGUGAGUGGGAGGGCUGGGAAGCACCCCUUCCUCACUGGUGGAGAGGGAGCCGCAUACAGGCCCGCAAUACCUCAAGGACCGCCUCUCCCCAAAUGAACCAACCCAGACUCAUCGAACAUCAUCUGAGACCCUUCCUCAUGCGCCUCCUCUGCAAGAGGCCCGGCGGGUGGCAGCACAAGAACAGGCCUUUUCUGUGGUGGCCUGCCAUUUGUGCAAUGCUUUCCCCUGGGAAGUUCGCCUGGCACCUCCAAUACAUAGGCAAAAACAUUUCUCUUCACUAGGGGUUUGGCUGAUUAGCAUUCUCUUGCUUUUUAAAUGUGUUUGUUGGGGGAUGUGUUAUUGGUUUAUUUUGGGGGUUUUUUAUGUAUUUUGUAUUCUUCUGUUGUGAACCGCCCUGGGAUCUUCGGAUGAAGGGUGGUAUACAAAUUUAAUUACCAUAUUUUUUGCUCUAUAAGACUCACUUUUUCCCUCCUAAAAAGUAAGGGGAAAUGUGUGUGCAUCUUAUGGAGCGAAUGCAGGCUGCACAGCUAUCCCAGAAGCCAGAACAGCAAGAGGGAUUGCUGCUUUCACUGUGCAGCGAUCCCUCUUGCUGUUCUGGCUUCUGAGAUUCAGAAUAUUUUUUUUCUUGUUUUCCUCCUCCAAAAACUAGGUGCAUCUUGUGGUCUGGUGCGUCUUAUAGAGCAAAAACACGGUAAUCGUAAUAAAUGUGUCACUGCCCCCAUUCCUCACUUCCCUUAGCAGUUCCUCUGUGCUUUACAUCUCUCCUGCUGCUAGUGACCCUUCCCUUUUAUUUUCGUAUCUAUUUCAGAUUGGCAGCAGUGACGCCGGGUGGACUUUGGGCUACAUGUUGAACCUCACCAACAUGAUCCCUGCGGAGCAACCCUAUACACAACCGCUGUCUCAGUCUAGCUAUAUUACCCUCAUGGCCAUCUGCUCCAUUCUGGUGGUCUGCCUGCUCGUCAUAGGCUACGUGAGCUAUCGCAAACCAAAGUGCCUGAAAAAGGAAGUAAUUUAGAACUGGGGUUGGCCUAGCCCACAGCAAAAACACAGCAAAGACCACUAGAGCCCAGUGUUCUGCUGAAAUGGCUGACUUUGUACAAGGGCCUUCUGUGCCACUUACUCUAGCCACCAACAGAUGCCAAGAGAGCAGCGUGCUUUCCUUCUGUCAUCUUCCCCCAUCCUGGAGAUCCGCCUCCCAUCCUGAUCCUUGGUGGGGGGAGGGGAGCUGAUUGGUGUGGGGCUCACAUGCCCUAUGAAGAACACCUGCUUCUCUCAGGUCCACCCCUCUGUGCAUUGCCUCAGCCCUAGGAAUGAAACAUGUGGGGGAGGGGGGGCACCAAAUCAAAAAAUGGCCUGCUGGACAACGCAGGGACAGAUUCUAGCCUGGAAGGACCAGCAGCUCUCAGGGUUCCACAUCCUCUUUUGCUCCAUUGGAAAUGUCAACAGUCAUUCAUUUAAAAAAAAAAACACCUCCCGGCGGCACCUGUCACGUUCAUGGCGAAUCCGCUAGCACUUGCCAUGUCAUUUCCUGGGGAAGAUCCCCUCUUCGAGACUUUUGACAAAACAGGCUGUCCACACAACUAAUCGCCAGCCAGGAGAAAGCAGCGGAACGCACCCUAUCCAGAGAAGGGCUCAGAGCAAAAAUGUGUAUUUCACAGAAAUUAGUCUGUGAGAGAGGAACUCUUCCCCAAAGUGCCAUGGCUGCUACCUGGGCAAUAGGCCUUGUGCUUACUGGUCGACUUGCCUGCUAAUUGAAUGGAUUAGUCAAGGUGAUCCGCAGGCGGCCGCUCCCUACGGACUGUGUGGAUUCUGAACACUGAGGCCUGACGUAGCACACUCCUCCUAAAGCGUCCUCCUAUGUCAACAGUAUAGGUCUCUGGGAACAGUUAAAACCCAGCCUUGGCAUCCUGGUCCAAAUGAAACCAACUAUUCACUUUGCACACAUGUGUACAGCUCUGUAUUUGUAUUAAAUAUUAAAGAUGUUUUGAUUAA